Messenger RNA from Boleophthalmus pectinirostris (great blue-spotted mudskipper), 1262 nucleotides. RefSeq names its product complement factor H-related protein 4-like. Lineage: Eukaryota; Metazoa; Chordata; Actinopteri; Gobiiformes; Gobiidae. The transcript is spliced from 4 exons. The record is from RefSeq and is a predicted model, not a curated record. Bases 63 to 749 code for a protein of 228 amino acids.
GUAUUACACAAAUACUGAACAGGACACGUAAACCUCUCCACAGUUUUCAGUCCAAAGCAGCAAUGAAGCCCACAGUGAUUUUUAUGCUGUUUCUAUGGAGACUUGUGGAGUUUACUUUAACACUAAAUGAGUGUUCAAAGCUGCCUUCAGUUCAACAUGCAUUUGUAUUGGACGAAUACAAAAAGGCAGAGUACCAAAAGGGAGAUGUGAUUUACUUCUGCUGUGAUCCUGGUUUCACGACUGGUCUGAACACCACCUACAUCUGCACUGAGGACGGCUGGACAGCUGAAGCCAUCGGCCAAUGUGUUGAGAACUCGUUUCCUGUGCUUCUGGGCUGCACUCCCCCUCCACCGCUCACAAAUGGAUAUUUGCUGGAUAAUACAACGUUAAUCUAUGGAAAUGGUCAGAUUGUCAGAUUCGGAUGUGAUGAUCACCACACUAUGACUGGAGCAUUGUUUAAAACCUGCACCAAUGGACAAUGGACAGGUGACAUCCAGUGCAUUCCUAUAACAUGUAAAGUCAGUGCUGACCCACCAUCAGGCACUACUUACAAUCCUCGGGACAGGAUCAUUUUCACCCCUGGAGAAAGUUUGACCGUCACGUGUGGAGAAAAUAAGUGGGUGAAGAGCACCGAGCUUCAGACAGCUCAACUCGUUUGUAAAAACACAGGACGCACAGGAAGCUGGGACUUUAACCCUGUGUGCCAACGUAUGCAACAACACACACUACACACACAAAUAUGUAUUUAGAAAUUGAUACUUUGCAGUGACAUCACGCUGGGGGUACUGCAUGUAUGUCUGUGGUGGAAUGUUCAGCCGUUACCAUGGUAACACAACGCACACAUUAGCAAACAGAUCCUGAUAAGUUUUUAGAUACUAAACGGAUUCAAACACAUUUAAACAACACAUUUUCAGGAGCCUGUGAUGCUCCCAUUUAGGUGUUUGAUUUUCAACAAAAAGGGACAGAGACGAAGUGAAAAACUGUCGGCUAAUGUAUACUUCACACUUGUCUGACAGCACAAAUCAGAUCCCCCUUUGUAGUUCCAACUCAGUCAGGUUUUUCUGGUUAGUUUGUGUUAAAACAAAGCUCAAAGUUUAAAGAUUAAAGUCUAAGUUAAGUAACAGAGCUUCAGACAGAUCAAUGCCUCCAGUUAGCUUCACACUCCAGUGAAUGUUGAUGUCAUCAGCUGCAAAGUAUCAGUGUUAAUCUUUAAAUCUCUUUAAUGUCCUUGUGUUGUUCUUGUGUUUACUUCAGCGGUCAAA